GGGACAGACGGACGGAGGGAGCCGGCGGAGAGGCACCGGCCCGCUGCGCUCGCCCGCCGCCGCUGCCCGUCGCCCCAUGGAGCUGUGCCCGGGGCCCGCGCCGCCCUCGGGAUGGGCUCUGCCGCUCCUCCUCGCCCUGGGCGCCGCCGGGCUCAGCCACGGCACCCCGCACCUGCCGUACUCGCGGCCGGGCUCCCGCAGCAAGAACUGGUGCGCCUACAUAGUGAACAAGAACGUGAGCUGCUCGGUGCUGGACGGGACGGAGAGCUACGUCCAGGCCCAGUACAAGUGCGCCUGGAACCAGUUCCCCUGCGAGCCCACCCUGGUAUACCGAACGAGUUUCAGACCUCGGUACACAGUUGCAUAUAAGACAGUGACAGAGCUGGAAUGGAGAUGUUGUCCUGGCUACAAAGGGGAGGACUGCAGGGAAGGACCUGCAGAAAAGCCAAACACUGCUCGUCGUCCCUCAACACCAGCCAGAGCUGCCGUGAAGAAAGGCACAGAUGCAGAACCAACAGGAGCACCGGAGCCUCCGCCAUAUGAGAAGAGAAUGCAGUUUCUUGAGGACGAGUUGUUUAGACUUACACGGUCUGUGAUUGAGCUCCAGUCCUCCGUGGCAGGUGUGAAUGAAAACCUGAAGCUGACUGUACAGGAAGAUGCCAGCAAGAUGUUGGUCACUUGGCUGAACAACCUUUACGACCGCCCGGAGCCUGACAGUGCAGUUGGGGCUGAAACAGACACUAUUCAGCUGCCAGGACUCCUCAACAAUAAAGAUCAAAAAGACCCUUUUAUUGAUUUUGAAAUGGAAGAUAUAAAAGCUGAGCUAGCUGAGGUGAAGGAAGCCUUGAAGAUGAGGAAUGAUGAGCUGGAGGAGCUGAAUGGAAAAGUAAAAGGAUAUGAAGGACAAUUGAAACAACUGCAGGAGGCAGCACAAGGACCUACAAUAACAAUGCCCCGUGACAAUAUAUAUCAGGACUAUAUAGACUCAAAAUUUGAGUCCCUCAGGCAAGAAAUAAUGGAAGGAUUUGAGAAGAAAAUGGCAGAUCUGAAGAACUCCUGUGACUAUAAAGUAGAGGAUAUUCAGCAGCAGUACGACGACAGUGAAAAUAACUGUGUAGGGAUAAUGGAUGUUAUAAGAGGAAAAGAGAAUGACUUGAGGAAAGAAAUAGAUACUCUCCGCAGUGAGAUUCCAUCAAACAACUCCAGCUGUUGCAAGAAGGGUGAGGGAAAUGACUUUGUCCAACAGAUGAAAGAUUUAGAUAAGAAGAUUGACAGAAUUGUGGAAGCACAGAGGAUCUUGAAUGUCAGAAUAGAUAAUGAAAUCAUUCGAUUGUCGACUCCAGAUCUAGAAGAUGUGUUGGGUGAGAGGCUGGAGGAGCUGGAUGCAAGGAUGAAUAUUACAGAAAGAAAUGCUGAAGAACACUGUUUUUACGUUGAGGAGACUCUCCGUGGUGCUAUCGCUGCUGAGGUGGAUGAACUGAGGGAUUUGUUUGACCAAAAGCUGCGGGCGCUGGAGGUCAGGCUAGGCGGGACUAUUUUGGAGAUUGCCAACACCACGGACCCGGAUGGAAUGUUUGCUAAUCCUGGGCCUAUCUUGCCCAGCGAUGCAGGAUUUGCAAAUGAGCAGUUUGCAGCAGAGAUGAAUUUUGUGAAGGACAAGCUGCUGUCGCUUGAGCAGCUCUGUGGGCAGAAAUGUCAGGCUGCACCACGAGGCACCCAGGACCUUCAGAAACAGGUAGAAGAUUGUAAUGACAAGUACAAUCAAUUGCUCUUGAAAACAGAGAAUAAUUCUGUUGUCUUGAGGUCUCUAAAUAGCUCUCUUAAUGAGAAACUCAACUUAGUUAAGGGUAACCAACGUGACAUCCAGAAAAUGCAGAGAGAUGUACGUGUAUUCCGAUACAAUCUAAAUGCCAUUGAUAAGGAUAUGAAAAAUCUUCAAGAUGGCCUGAGUAGCUGCAGGGAGCAGCUUCUGGGUGUCAAUUCGACAUGCAGAAAAACACAAAGAGGUGUCUUCCGAAAAAUUGAUCAAAUGCAGAGGACAUUUGCAAAUCAAACUGCUCAUUCCAGUGAGAAUUGUUGUGGAGAAGUGAAAGACAGACUAGAACAAUUGAAUGACCAUGUCCUGAAUGAUCUUAGCAAGUGCAAAGAAAAGACCCAGGGGGUCCAGGAGGAUGUUUCAGAUGUUGAGAGCAGAGUCUCACAUAUUGAAAAAGUCUGUGGCAAGCUGGACUCUGUUUCAGACAGCUUGCAGAAUAUAAAAGAGGGUCUGAAUAAGCACGUGAGCAGCUUAUGGAACUGUAUCCGUGAAAUGAAUGGAACUAUAGCAUCGCAUUCCACUGAUAUUUCUGACCUCAAAAGCUCUGUCCAACAGUUUCAUAGUCAGGUUUCCAAAAUCACUGCAGACAUUGAAGGCGUGCUGAAAUCUCAACCUGACACAAGGCGACCAGAAGUCCCGCAGCAUCCCUUGCCACCGAGGCCACCCGUGCAGCCCCAGCCUGGCAUUUCCCUGCUGCCGUCCCGGCCCAGGAUGCAUCCCCCCCGGCACAGGAUCCCCCUCCUCCCACCACAGCUGAGGCCUCCCCCUCGCCCAGCUCUGCCAGGGUCAGCAGUGGUGCCACUUCUGCCUGGAACAACCGGCAUCAUCCUGGAGACGGGGGAGGCAGGGCCUCCUGGCACGGUUCUGAUGUCUGGCAGAGGGCGCCUGAGGAGUGCGGAUGGCCAGGCCGGCCAGAGCACCAUGCCCAUUGCGGAAGGGUACGCUGGAGCACCAGGAUAUCCAAAGCCACCUCAUUCUGCCACGGAUUCACAAGGCCCUGCCACUGCUGCUGUGCCCUCCCUGGUGUCAUUUUCUGCUGGGCUCACACAGAAGCCUUUCUCCAGUGAUGUCGGCGUGGUUCACUUCAACAAAGUGCUUGUGAAUGACGGGGACUACUAUAACCCCAAUACAGGCAUUUUCACGUCGCCGUACGAAGGGCGCUACCUGAUCACGGCCGUGCUGGCCCCGGAGAGGGACGAGUACGUGGAAGCGGUGCUGUCCGUCUCCAACGCCAGCGUGGCUCAGCUCCACACCGCUGGCUACAGAAGGGAACUGCUGGAGUAUCACAAACCCUACUCAGGGAAACAGACCUGUGGUGGUCCUGGGACGUUCCACCUUGUUCUUCACCUCAAAGCAGGAGACGAAGUGAACGUUGUCGUAACGGGAGGCAAACUGGCCUACACAGACUCUGACGAAAUGUACUCUACGUUUAGUGGAGUUCUCCUUUAUCCUUCCAUUUCUCAUGUUUAGGUUUACCUUGAACAGGGGAGAAGGGUAAGAUAUUCAGAAGAAAUUAAGUGUAAUAAAAUUCAAAGCUUUAAUAUAUUCAGUUUAUAUAUUUGAUUUCAGUCAUGGGUUUAUAGUCUGUGGGGAAACACUUUCCUUGUCCCUUGUUUCCAGAGACAGCUACAAAAGACACAUUUCUGUAGCUAAAUGAACUCCUUCCCAAGCCCUUUACCUGUACAAGCAGAACAACUGUUUAAACAACAGUUUAAACAUAUGUAUAUGUUCUCAAUAGAUACUUCUGCACUGUGCUCCAGCUAUUCCCUAGUCAAUUGCCUUUGCAAUCUUUUCCCUAGUUUUUCAAAUUGUCCCUAGUGUAUCAAAGUUUACAUCUCUGCUCAAGUUUACAGUUGUGGUCAGCUGUUUUCAUGUUUUCAGUAAAGCAGAGCCAAGAAAGUGAAAUUGUAGUGGAUAUGGUUGACAACUUUUUAUUUCUUGUAUUAUUUAGUAAUGUGCAUUGGCAUAAUCAGUUUGUUCCGUGCAAUUGCAAACUGUGGUGGUGCAAAGCAAAAUGAUAUUCACCUGCACCAGUUUUCUUUCUUGCCUUUAAGGGCCAAACACUGUGCUAGGAGACAAGGUGAGUGACUCAGUCAGGUGGAAGCAGCAGCACAGGGAGAAACUUGCCUCAGCUUUCCGCUGGGAAGGUGUUAUAUAUGAACGCAAGGUGCAGUUGCUACUACUGAAAGAUGCAGAACAGUUAUUGUCUAUUUAUGGAGUAAAAAGAUGAUUGGUUAUUCAUGACACUCUUGAGAUUAAAGCUUGCUGCUGGAAAUUAAUAAAACAGGUCAGAAAAAUCAGAAUCAACUUUGCUUAGCUAGAAGAGUGGUGAUUUUGAAAAAUUUUAAAAAUUUUACAGGGCCUGUUUCUGGCAGUCCAGCAGUGUUUACAUUAGAAGGGAAGUUUUUGGUGCAUAAGACAAAUCAGAGAAAAAAUGGGUAAUAAAGGAAAAUAAUGUUAUUAGUCAAUAUAGUCAAAUGCACAAACCAAUGCUCUGCCAGAGUUGUUGUGACAGCCUCCUGCAGCAGUGCUUUUGAGUGAGGUUUGUUUUAACACUCAGCAUCUGUUUCUAUGGAUCAAGCAGCCUUCUUAGCUUAAACAGAUAAGCGCAUCUGAGGCAGCAGUAUUUUAUUUUGCACACUAGCCACUUCUCAGUGGAGAUAAUAAAAAUGAUGCUUUGGCUCUUAGGACUUAGCAUUUUAAUCACUUCCGUGGCUGAAAAGAAAUCCAGCCAUGUUUAACUGAGAGCAGGUCUGUAUAUUCAUUUUUCACAUGUACAUAUAUUUGUCACCUGUACAUUCUUUAUAUCAACUGACCUUUUUAGU
Molecule: messenger RNA, 4641 nt
Organism: Zonotrichia leucophrys gambelii
Lineage: Eukaryota; Metazoa; Chordata; Aves; Passeriformes; Passerellidae
Gene: EMILIN2
Product: elastin microfibril interfacer 2
Exons: 8
Coding region: 77-3286 (1069 amino acids)
Molecular function (GO): protein binding
Source: RefSeq, a predicted model, not a curated record